Drosophila erecta is the source of this 615-nucleotide messenger RNA. RefSeq lists its product as uncharacterized. Lineage: Eukaryota; Metazoa; Arthropoda; Insecta; Diptera; Drosophilidae. The coding region runs from base 1 to 615 and encodes 204 amino acids. The record is from RefSeq and is a predicted model, not a curated record. The transcript has a single exon.
AUGGAUCAAUGGGGCAUCAGUGCGAAAAUGGUCGGCUGCCCGGAGACACGACAACUGGUGGUCACACUGCUAUUGGCCCUGGCCUUGUGCCUGGUAGGCUCAAAGGAAGCAGCUCCAAGCGCGGAUGACAAGUGGAUGGCCCCGCUCAAGCAGUUUGGGUACACGGCACAGCAUCUGAAGAACAAGGUGGAGCAUGGCGAAUUCACCACCUUCGAGCUGGGCACACCCAACUACCAGAUACUCAAUCCCGAAGACGAGCCGGAAUACAUAACUGCGGAUCAGCCGCACUACCAGGCGAUGCUGAGGCGUCUUACCAGUGGCCAAAGUGGAGCCCAAACCAUUGAUGUGGAAAUGGCCAGUCGCACGGAUACAGCUCGAGAUUCUACCGAUCAGGCUCAAACCGAAAAGCCAUCCAAAACCCAAGUGACGGUUAAGCCAAAGUCACAGCCCAAACGAAAUCGCUGGGAGAAACUGAGAAAGCGCAGCUCCAUCGAAAGGAGACGUGACCACAAGGAAGCCAUGGAAGCUGACGCCAGGGAUGAGCUAAGUUUCUUCCCGGAAAUUCAGGUCUAUCCAGGCCUACCCUUCCAAAGUCGUGUGGCCAAUCUUAAUUAA